ACAGACUAACUCACAGCAGUCCAACAGAAGCAGUGGGCUGGCUGAGGUAUGAGCUCUAGCCGGUUCUUCUGCAUUUUCCAGAGGAUUUCCGUGUGCAGUGCUGCUCGCUGAUUGUUGCUGCGGCUGCUGUUGUUGUGCUGAUGCCGGGCGCCAAGCUCGAUGGCUUUCAUCAGGAGAAAGGAGCGUUCCCGAGAGAGGUUCUCCUUGUUGUUGUUGGACCUUGAGGAGUAUUAUUUUGAACAGCAUACUGCAUAUCAUAUGACUGGCAAUGGCAGCAGUUCACUCCCAAACAGAUAUAAUCAAGGCUCACUGAAGAUCUGCUCCAAAUCAGUUAUUUUUGAGCCAGACGAGGUGAACAAACCCAUUCUAAAGAUUCCCCUGAAAGACUGCAAACGGAUAGAAGCAGUGGAGGAGAAUGACGGCAACCCUUUUAAAGAAACCAAACCUGCAUGUAUACUUGUGGAAACCAAGCAGGUUUAUCUCAUUAAAGAGGGAGAUGUCGUUGCUCCGUACAAAUAUGAGAGGGGAGAAAGAAAUGUCAUAUUCCAGCUGGAUAUGCCCUUAAAAACAGAAGAUGUUGUCCAGACAUUGCUGCAGUUACACAGAGCAUCAUGUCUGGACAAGCUGGGAGACCAGACAGCCAUGAUUGCUGCUAAUUUGCAGUCCAGGUUGGCAAGAACAUCUUUUGAUAAGAACAGUUUUCAGAGUGUGACGGAGCGUCCACAUAUGGAGUGUGAGGCUGAGAUGGUGUCCCCAUUGGUGACCAACCCUGGACACGUCUGCAUCACUGACCACAACCUCUACUUCCAGCCCCUCAACAGUUACCCUGAUUCAGUGGUGCAGAUUGGGCUUCAUAGUGUUCGGCGCAUCUACAAAAGAAGACACGGCCUGAGACCACUGGGCUUGGAGGUAUUUUGUACAGAGAACGAUCUGUGUUCAGAUAUCUACCUGAAGUUCUACAAUACGAAAGACAGGGAUGAGCUGUACUACUACAUUGCCACUUUCCUAGAGAAUCACAUAACAGAGCACACAGCAGAGAGUUACAUGUUGCAGUGGCAGAGAGGCCACAUCUCUAACUAUCAGUACCUGCUGCACCUCAACAACCUGGCAGACCGCAGCGUUAACGACCUCUCUCAGUACCCUGUGUUUCCCUGGGUCAUCAGCGACUACAGCAGCCCACAACUGGAUUUGUUGAAUCCUGCUUCGUUUCGGGAUCUAAGUAAACCUGUGGGAGCUUUAAACACUGAAAGACUGGAAAGACUACUAGAGCGUUACAGGGACAUGCCUGAGCCUCGUUUCAUGUAUGGUAGCCAUUACUCCUCUCCAGGGUAUGUUCUCUUCUACCUCGUUAGAGUGGCUCCAGAGCACAUGCUGUGUUUGCAGAAUGGACGCUAUGACCACGCAGACCGGAUGUUCAAUAGUGUUGGAGAAACAUGGAAAAAUUGUUUAGAGGGAGGGACUGACUUCAAAGAGCUGAUCCCCGAGUUCUAUGGCACAGACAGCAGUUUCCUGAAGAACCUGUUGAGUUUGAAUUUGGGUCGAAGGCAGGGUGGAGGUCGAGUAGGAGACGUUGAGCUGCCUUCCUGGGCCUCAGAAGUAGAUGAUUUCCUGCAGAAGAUGCGUGCUGCAUUGGAGAGUCAGCAUGUUUCUGAGCACCUGCAUGAGUGGAUCGAUUUGAUCUUUGGCUACAAACAGAGAGGCAGUGAAGCUGUGGCAGCACACAAUGUUUUCCAUCCAUUAACAUAUGAGGGAGUCAUUGACUGUGACAGUAUUGAGGAUCCAGAUCAGAAGAUAGCAAUGCUGACGCAGAUUUUGGAGUUUGGACAGACGCCUCGACAGCUCUUCACCACUCCUCAUCCUCAGCGGAUCACUCCCCGCUUCCACAGCGUCUCCUCAGGAACCAGCCUCAGCACCUCGCCCAAUGACCUUUCACCAGCCUCUCCAAGCUUGGACUCUUUUGAGGACCUGACAGAGGAGAGUAAGACGCUGGCCUGGAGCAAUAUGAACAAACUCGCACUGCAGUCCAGUCACAAGAUACAUAAAGAGGUAGUGACGGGUAUCGCAGGGACCUUAAGUGGAACAUCCAUUUUCUCAACAUCUCAAGACUCAACCUUGAAGAUGUUUUCUAAAGAGGGAGGUGGUCUGCAGAGGAGCAUAUCCUUUUCCAACAUGGCUCUGUCCUCUUGUGUGAUGCUGCCAGAGGAUAAAACGGUGGUUUGUUCUUCAUGGGACAAUAAUGUGUACUUCUACUCAAUAGCCUAUGGUAGAAGGCAGGACACGCUCAUGGGUCACGAUGAUGCAGUCAGUCAGGUUUGCUGGAGAGACAAUCAGCUGUACACAGCGUCCUGGGACUCUACUAUAAAGGUCUGGAAGUGUGUGGCAGCAGAUAUUUCCAGUAAUAAGAGGGCUCAUUUUGAGCUGUUGGCUGAGCUGGAACAUGAAUCUGGGGUUAACACAAUAGCUCUCAGUCCUGCUGGCACACUCUUGGCAUCAGGCACUAAAGAGGGCUCUCUCAGUGUUUGGGAUAUCGCCAGCUGUUCCCUACUUCAUCAAAUAGCCUGCCAUUCUGGCAAGAUCCACCAGGUGGCCUUUAGUCCAGACAGUAGAAAUAUUCUUAGUGUGGGUGAGGACUCGUGUUUGAAGGUUACAGACGUGCAGACAGGCAUGCUGCUUUCUACUGUUCCUGCAGAGGAUGAGCAGAGGUGCUUCUGUUGGGACGGUAACACUGUGUUAUCUGGUGGACAGUCAGGGAACCUGCUCAUUUGGGACCUUCUUAGCAGCAAGGUCAUACACAAGAUCCCUGCUCACUCAGGUCCUGUCACUUGUAUUUGGAUGAAUGAACAAUGCAGCAGUGUCAUCACAGGAGGAGAAGAUAAACAAAUCAUGUUCUGGAAACACCAGUAUUGAAAGACACACACACACAUUUUUGCUGGACACAAGUAUUCAGUCUAAAAGCCAUGAUCCAUUUUUACCAAACUGACAUAUCCUGUGAUUAUAUGAGCAUAAAUAUGAUACAGAGAAGAGAACAUAAGUGAAAUCAGGGGUUCCUAAAGUAGCCCUGUUCUUUGCAGGAGUGCUUUUUAAUUAUCUGAUUAGCUGGAUGAGAUGAGUUAGAGUUCUGGAACACCAAAAUAUGCAUGACUGGGGGCCUCCAUGACCAGGGAAGGGAACCACUGAGUAAAUGUUUGUGCACAGAUUUCAAUGUAAUCAAGUUUGUUUUACUGAUAGUGAGGCGUUUUUACAGCGAAACCACAGUCUAAAUAUGUAAACAUUACACUGUAACAUGAUGUUGAGAGUUUUAUUGUUUUAGAUUAUUCUUUUAUUACUUUUAUUUUUCUUCACAACCAAUAUGAUGCCAUGUUAAUAAACGGGGAUGGUAUAGUGAGGUUGCACUAGAAAGAGAGAAAUGAGUCACAUAUUGCAUAAAUAUCUAAAGAACAUUUGUUUGUCUUGUCCUAUAUGGAAUACAUCUGUCUUAUUGAUGGUGCAGUCCCAAUCUUUAUCCUAUCAAAAACAUGUUUUUUCUUUUCUUUUAACAUAAAAACUCAUAAUAUCAUAUUUAUGCCCAUAGAUAUCACAAGUAUAUGACAGAGCCUGUGCAAUACACACAAGUAUUUAGUAAAGCAUAACGCUUAAUAAAAUAGUAUGAAAAGACUAUAAAAUAUGCAUUUUCAUAACCGUGUGAUAUAUAUAUAUAUAUAAUAUUAGGACUUGUUUCAGUUCUUGUAAUGUAUUGUGUUGUUGCAACAUUGAAGUCCUACAUCACUGGUGGUGUCUACAUUACAGGGACUUGCAGUGGCUCAGCCAAUAGGUACAUUCCUUUACAGAACUGAGUUUUGUAAUUUGCUGCUUUUUUAAAAGGAGGAAUGGGUGGCAGGUUCACGUUCCUCCAGCUGGUGAAGCGUAAGGAUGAGGAAAAUCAGUCCAAAUAGUAAAAAGAAAAUGACCUUUUAAAAGGCGUAAAAAUGUCAAUGUUAAAAAAAUACCUGAAAGCAGUAUUUAUUCAUGUAACAUUAUGUAAUAUAACAUUUAUUACUGCAUGCAAUCCCGAAUACCUGCUUAACAAUCAGGAAUUGCCAAAACAGUGGCGUGAACACAGGACUGGCUCUAAACUUACUAACGUAGAUGAUCAUAAAUGUUCUUGUUGUACGUUUUCCUGGCUGGGUUAUUGUUAAGAACUUGGUAGUCAAACCUGGUCUUGUAGUUUCAGCAGUUCAAAUUGGGGCUUAAAUGAGACUCUUUUUAUUACUUGGUUAGAUGUGACAUUUUACACAAUAUGCAAAAUUUUAUAUAAUCAAGACAGCUGAUUAUAUUCUUUAUUCACUUUAGUGCAGGUAAAAAGAUUGAAGUGCAUUACCAUUAUACAGUAAAUCUUUUUAUUUCCUUUGUUCAUUAAAAAAGUGGCAUUGACGCAGUUACAACUUGAAUACGUUUUGCUUAUCACUAGUGCGGUUAUUUACGCAUUAAAUUUUAUGUAAAAUUUUAUGCAGUUUUUUUUGACCUACGAAACCUGUUUGAAGCUUCAAAAAUGUGCCUUAAUUAUUGAACAUUUAAGCUUGAAUAUGCAGCCACAAACUACUUGGUAAAUAGACUCAUAUUUAUUGUGUAUAAAUGUUUUGAUAGGUAGGUAUUAAACUGUAUUAAUAGUUAUGCAAACAUGAAAACACUGUGUGUGUGUGUGUGUGUGUGUGUGUGUGUGUGUGUGUGUGUGUGUGUGUGUGUAUCAAUAUAUAUCAAUAUGUAUAUAUUGAUAUAUAUCAAUACAUACAUAUUAAUUUUCAUUUUAUAUUUAUAUAUUACUGCAGAAAGUAUUCAGAGUUUGCUCUUCAGUGAAGAGUUUUUUUUUUUUCUUGAUAUAGUUCAAAAAAAUAACUCAGCAAAGAAGUUACUUGGCUAAGAAAUGUAUAGGAAAGAUAUUAUGACAUCAUGCUGUGCAAUAUACAACUGAAUAAUCUGUAGAAGCCAAUAUAUAAAUAUGUAGUUUACGUCCAAAGACAUCAUGUAUAUCUACUGCAGUAAGUGUGCAUUAACAAGUGACCUGUCUUUUGGGUUUUGUAUCUUGUGUUUUUUUUUUUUUGUUGUUGUUUUUUUUUGACAGUUUGCGGAAAACAGUAGGAUGAGAUCCUGAGCUUUUGCAUUAGUUUACAAUGACAAGUUUCCAAGGUGUCAUGUUAUCUUUAGCCUUUCCGGAAAACUGGAUCAGCCUUUGGAACAUUAACUUGUUUGGGUUUUUUUUUUGUGUGUGUUCUGAACUAAAUAAAUGUCAUGUCCCUCUAUACAAAUGUCACGGUGCCAUCAAAAAAUGCUCACUCACUGACCUUCAGCGUUAAGAGUAAAAACUAGGGGCUGAAAAGUGUCAUAAGAGUCCAGCAGAUGGUGAUGUUUCAUAAUAAAUGCUGGAAACAAACCAUGAAGACCUUGUUAUAAUCACUUAGGACAGAAAAUAUGAAUUUCCUUUUCUAGACAAAUUAUUAAUAUGUUGGUUAUAAGACUACAGUUUGGAUUGAUAUCUGACAUCUCUCGGCACUCUAGUCAAUACACAGAUUUGUUCAAUUCCAUCUGAUUAUUUAAUUAACUAAAUAGCUGAAGUGGAUUUUGGACUUCUUAAGAAGAGCUUUGGAAACAGUCUAGCGAACACACACAAUGUAUGCUUUAUUGUAUUAAUUCUAAUGUUUUACAAUAAAUAAAUACUGCUCUGAUUAA
Pygocentrus nattereri (red-bellied piranha) is the source of this 5703-nucleotide messenger RNA. It is a transcript of the gene nsmaf, whose product is annotated as neutral sphingomyelinase (N-SMase) activation associated factor. Gene Ontology annotation, molecular function: protein binding. The transcript is spliced from 31 exons. The coding region runs from base 160 to 2907 and encodes 915 amino acids. The record is from RefSeq and is a predicted model, not a curated record. Lineage: Eukaryota; Metazoa; Chordata; Actinopteri; Characiformes; Serrasalmidae.